Molecule: messenger RNA, 1250 nt
Organism: Aphanomyces invadans
Lineage: Eukaryota; Oomycota; Saprolegniomycetes; Saprolegniales; Verrucalvaceae
Exons: 2
Coding region: 22-1131 (369 amino acids)
Cellular component (GO): lysosome
Molecular function (GO): cysteine-type endopeptidase activity
Source: RefSeq, a predicted model, not a curated record
UUUGCGAAUUCCCCAUCCUACAUGAAGACGUUCGUCGUUGCCGCCGUUGUUGCCGCUGUCCAAGCGUUCCAAAGCGACGAAACGGCCAACUUGAAGGACGUUGCCGCGUUCGUGCAGUAUAUGGCAGACUAUGACAAGGACUACCGACAUCACGGCGAUGACCACCCGUUGGUCAUGAAGCGGUUCAAGGCGUUCCAAACGAACCUGCGCCGUAUCGAAGAACACAACCGAGGCUACGACUCGGGCGAGCACACGUUUGCCUUGGGGUUGAACCACUUGGCCGACUUGACCGACGACGAAUACAAGCGCAUGCUUGGCUUCAAACGAUCGGGAGCCCCCAGUCGUGCGACGUCUACGUACGUGAACCAAAAUGACGGCGUUCCCGACUCGUGGGACUGGCGCAAGCACAACGCCGUGACUCCUGUGAAAAACCAAGGACAAUGCGGUUCGUGCUGGGCAUUUUCGGCCGUGGCGUCGUUAGAGAGUGCGUAUGCUUUGUCGACGGGAACUCUCGAAUCGUUUUCGGAACAAGAACUUGUGGACUGUGUCGACGGCGGUGCCGACGAUUGCAACCACGGCGGGGAAAUGUCGCAUGGAUUCGUUGAGAUCAUUCAAAAUCAUGGCGGGAAAAUUGACAAGGAAGCCGACUAUCCCUACACAGCGCAAUCCAAGGGCAAGUGCUUGGCCAAGGACGACAAAGCGAUCGGCCACUUCACCUCGUACGUGAACGUGACGUCGGGCGACGAAAAUGCGCUCAAAGCAGCGGUUGCCAACCACGCCGUGGUGUCGGUCGCAAUCGAUGCCUCGAGCUUUUUGUUCCAGCUGUACCGCCACGGUGUGUUUUCGUGGUCGCUGUGCAAGAAUGGAUACGACGAGCUCGACCAUGGUGUUUCGGCUGUGGGGUACGGCAACUACAAGGGCAAGGACUUCUGGCUGAUCAAAAACUCGUGGGGCACGGGGUGGGGCCUCGAUGGUUACAUUCUGAUGUCUCGCAACAAGAACAAUCAGUGUGGUAUUGCGACCGACGCGUCCUUUGUGGUCAUGCCCAAGGCAACCAAAGUGGCCGACGCCUCCAAGGUCCAAGAUGCCUCUACUUUCGACAUUGAGCAAGACUUGUACUGGUCCACAUAAUUCCAUCGUCAUUCUCCCUAGUUUUUGGGCUGCACUUGUUUGUGUGGGUGCACGAGAUAAAUACGUGGGGUUUUGGUUCUUCUCGGCAGCCAACGAAACACUAUUUCCAGAAGUGGUGC